ACCUUACUUAUCGGAGUACUUUUUGUUUACAUACAAAAUAUCCAGUACCCACAUGAAGAACGAAAGACAAUUAAUUAAAAUUCUGUUAGCCAUUAGUCAACUUUAAUUUAAUUAUGGAGGUUAUUCCUCAAGAUUGUAAAAAUAAUCCUGCUUGUCCGCAUGGACCAUGCUUGCUUUUUGAAAGACAUUGUGCAAAUGGUAGAAAAACUGGAAAAAGAUUUUUUGCUUGUUCUGCCUGUCGUGAUAGAUCAGUUUGCAGUUUCUUUCAAUGGGCUGAUGAUGAGCUACUUGCUAAGAAAAAGUCUGUUUGGAAAAAAAUAAACAAUGCUAGCAAACCUCCUUACACCCAUGAGGAGUGUGUGAAGCGUCUCUCUGUAAUUCAAAAUCUCCCAAAAUCAAAAAGAGACUACUGCAGAACUUGUUCUUCCUUAAUUUUACCAGAAGAAAAGAAUCAUCAAAAUCAUGAAAAACUUUCUAGUGUAACUCCAGAUCAGUUACUUCAACCUACUUCUCUUUUUCAAAGUCUGCAAAACAAAAAGGCCGAAGCUCAAUAUUUCUUCUCUGAAAAUACAGUGAAGUUUGUCGUAACAUUAUUGGAAAAACUUGGAUUCACCAAACUUCUGCUCAUUGGCACUCCUAAAAUUCAUGAAUAUAUUAUGAAAGAAAAGGAUGCUUUAUCCAUAUCAUCACUACUAAUGGAUAUUGAUCCAAGAUAUUUGCAGUUUUUCAGUCCAGAACAGUUUGUUCACUACAACUUAUUUAACAAUCACUACUUUGGUGGCGAGGAGUGUGAAGAUCGAGUUAAACAGUUUCUAACUGAAUCUAAUGGUGGCAAAGUUGCAAUUUUGAUAGAUCCUCCAUUUGGUGGCCUUGUCGAUGCUAUUUCGUACACACUACAGACUAUAAACAAAUUGUGGCAGUCGUCUAACUCCAAAUCAGGCUCAGAAACUGUUCCCUUGUUGUGGUUUUUCCCAUACUUUCUCGAGAAGCGAAUUGUCAAAAACUUCCCUGAUUUAGUAAUGAUGGAUUAUAAAGUGGGGUAUGUAAACCAUAAAAAGUUCAGAAUGAAGCUUGAUAUGAAAGAUUCACCAGUUCGUAUUUACACUAAUAUUCCGCCUGUUUCCUUCAAGUUGCCUAAAAAUGAAGGCUAUGGAUUUUGCACCAAGUGCAAAAGAUAUGUUUUUAAAGAUAAUUUGCACUGUGAAAAAUGUAAUGCCUGUACAACAAAGCAUGGUAAGACUUAUAAGCAUUGUGAUCAAUGCCAGAGAUGUGUAAAAAGCUCUUAUGUACAUUGCAAUACCCAUAACAAAUGCUCUCCCGAAGUCCCGACUUCCUUGGAAUCAUCAGAAAAGAAAUGUGCAUGCAAUCCUGGUCCAGAAGAUGGAAAUGAGGUGGAAAAAUGUUUUAAAUGCUUUGGUUAUGGCCAUAGAAAAAGAGAUUGCCCAUCAAAUCAGCAGAGCAGGAAAAAGAAGAAACAUUAAAGGGAAGAUACUUGUUGUUAAAUGAUUGUUAAAUAAAAUCUUUUUAAUGAAAA
Molecule: messenger RNA, 1534 nt
Organism: Parasteatoda tepidariorum (common house spider)
Lineage: Eukaryota; Metazoa; Arthropoda; Arachnida; Araneae; Theridiidae
Product: rRNA N(6)-adenosine-methyltransferase ZCCHC4
Biological process (GO): rRNA methylation
Cellular component (GO): nucleolus; cytoplasm
Molecular function (GO): nucleic acid binding; zinc ion binding; rRNA (adenine-N6-)-methyltransferase activity
Source: RefSeq, a predicted model, not a curated record